Fusarium fujikuroi IMI 58289 is the source of this 366-nucleotide messenger RNA. RefSeq lists its product as uncharacterized. The coding region runs from base 1 to 366 and encodes 121 amino acids. The transcript has a single exon. Lineage: Eukaryota; Fungi; Ascomycota; Sordariomycetes; Hypocreales; Nectriaceae. The record is from RefSeq and is a predicted model, not a curated record.
AUGAAGUUCAGUACUACCUUCGCCAGCCUCGUGGCAUACUGUGCCAUUGGCGUCCACUCAAUGCCAUCCAACCCAGAGGCAGCAUCUGAUCUCACUACUCGUAAUGAGAACAUCUUUGAAAAACGAGCUUGCUACAACGGCAAGAAGACAUACGGCUGCGAUAAAGGAUGGUGCUGGAAGAAGUGCGACGUCAAAACCGACAACUCGGUUAGACAAAGUGGCACGUGGUGUUGGGCCAAAUGGAACUGGGGAUGGGGUGAUGGUAACUGGGUUUCUUGUCACUAUGAUAGCGACUGCAAGAAGGCAUUUGCUGGCGAAGCCGACUGUGCUUGGGGUGUUUGUGAGGGCUGUGGAUGCAGUUGUUAA